Cynara cardunculus var. scolymus (artichoke) is the source of this 1663-nucleotide messenger RNA. Its product is annotated as probable glycosyltransferase At5g03795. Gene Ontology annotation, molecular function: glycosyltransferase activity. The coding region runs from base 167 to 1447 and encodes 426 amino acids. The record is from RefSeq and is a predicted model, not a curated record. The transcript has 6 exons. Lineage: Eukaryota; Viridiplantae; Streptophyta; Magnoliopsida; Asterales; Asteraceae.
GGGGGAAAUUUGGACAACUGAAACUAGAUCACCGCAUCUUGAACAUCCCAACACUCUUCCUACUCAACUCUCGUCUCCUUCAAUCUACUGCCACUGUUGAUAAAAUCGCGAUAAUUUUUCGCCGGUACCGGAAACCUAUAACUUCUGAGGGUAACUCAUCUCACGAAUGUCGGCGGCGAAGCCUCUCCCAUCGCAAUCACCACCUUCUUUCACCGCCAUCUCUACAAAACAAGGAUUAAUCCUAAUCCUUUCAACCCUAACCCUACUUACAUUCAGUUACAUAUCUUUCACUUCCUUAGGUUCUACUCUCCAAUACAACUACUCUUAUCCACCCCCUACAACAACACUGACUGCUGCUUCUACAUUGAAGGAGGAUGUGGAUGUGGAGGACGGUGCAAGUACAAAAUCGGAUGGGUUUUCGGAUGUAUAUCAUUCUCCGGAGGUAUUUAAGUUGAAUUAUGCGGAGAUGGAGAAGAGAUUUAAAGUUUAUAUAUAUCCAGAUGGGGAUCCAAAGACCUUUUAUCAAACGCCCAGGAAACUCACUGGGAAGUAUGCCAGUGAGGGGUAUUUUUUCCAGAAUAUUAGAGAGAGUCGGUUUAAGACAGAUGAUCCAGAUCAGGCUCACUUGUUUUUCAUACCAAUUUCGUGUCAUAAGAUGAGGGGAAAGGGAACUUCAUAUGAAAACAUGACUAUAAUCGUACAAAAUUAUGUGGAAAGCUUGAUAUCAAAGUAUCCUUACUGGAACAGAACCCUGGGUGCUGAUCAUUUUUUUGUCACUUGCCACGAUGUUGGUGUAAGGGCAACCGAGGGACUUCCACUUCUUGUAAAGAAUUCAAUACGAGCUGUGUGUUCCCCAAGUUAUGACGUUGGAUUUAUCCCACACAAAGAUAUUGCUCUUCCUCAAGUACUACAGCCCUUUGCUCUUCCACGUGGUGGAGAUGAUAUUGAAAACAGGACAACACUUGGUUUCUGGGCUGGUCAUAGAAACUCCAAGAUUAGAGUGAUCCUGGCACGCACAUGGGAGAAUGACACAGAACUUGACAUUUCAAACAACAGAAUAAAUAGAGCUUCUGGGCAUCUAGUAUAUCAGAAGAGGUUUUAUAGAACCAAAUUUUGCAUCUGCCCUGGUGGUUCACAGGUGAACAGUGCCCGUAUUGCAGAUUCGAUCCAUUACGGGUGUAUUCCAGUGAUUCUGUCUAAUUACUAUGAUCUGCCAUUCAAUGAUAUUCUUGAUUGGGGGAAAUUUUCGGUGAUACUUGAGGAGAAAGAUGUGUAUCAGCUAAAACAAAUCCUCAAGGACAUAUCCGAUGAACAAUUUGUCACCCUCCACAACAAUUUGGUGAAGAUUCAGAAGCACUUCCAAUGGAACACACCUCCCAUUCCAUAUGAUGCUUUUCAUAUGGUCAUGUACGAUCUGUGGCUGCGCCAUAAUGUCAUCAAAUAUUGACAAGUCAGGUUCACCUUUCCUUUCUUUUAAGGUCCAAAAAUGUUGUUUGCACAACCUUAGUUACGUGUACACAUUUUUUCAUUUUUUGACUGGUCAUAUGUAGUAGUUUACAAGCAGGUACAUGUGUUAUUUCUUAUCCCUUUGUAAAUUACGCUUUAGACCAUCUCGGAGUCUUGUUUUUCUUGAGCAAAUUCGUUAAAAGUGAUGCAUAUUUGA